Messenger RNA from Alosa alosa (allis shad), 3143 nucleotides. It is a transcript of the gene dclre1c, whose product is annotated as DNA cross-link repair 1C, PSO2 homolog (S. cerevisiae). Gene Ontology annotation, molecular function: damaged DNA binding; 5'-3' DNA exonuclease activity. NCBI's taxonomy places the organism in Eukaryota, Metazoa, Chordata, Actinopteri, Clupeiformes, Clupeidae. Gene Ontology annotation, biological process: interstrand cross-link repair; protection from non-homologous end joining at telomere; double-strand break repair via nonhomologous end joining. The record is from RefSeq and is a predicted model, not a curated record.
UUUAUUGACGCGGUUAGAGAUGCGGUUGAGCUGUGUGAGGGAAGUUUCAAAAUUCUUGCUGGAGUCUUGUGCUCAAAAUGGCACAGUAGCAUUAGUCCACUCGAACGUCAGUUUGAGUUGUUAAAUGCGGUUGAUAUCUGUCAUUCGUUUCGUUUUCAUGCGCUUACGAAAUCAAUGUCUGCCGUCUAUAGCAUUAUUGAAGUGUCUCAGAAUGAGUUCCUUCGCGGGUCGUAUGAAGGAAUACCCAACAAUUUCCCUGGACCGCUUUGACAGGGAGAAUCUGCAUGCCAGAGCUUAUUUUCUGUCACACUGCCAUAAAGACCAUAUGAAAGGACUAAAAGGACCCUUGUUGAAAAGAAAGCUUAAGUUCAGUUUAACAGUCAAUCUCUACUGUUCAUUCGUGACCAAAGAACUAUUGCUCAGCAAUCCAAAAUAUAACUUCUGGCAAGAUCAUAUUGUUGCUCUUGAGCUGGACAGUCCAACCCACAUAUCACUGAUUGAUGAAACAACAGGAGAGUCAGAAGACGUUGUCGUCACUUUGCUACCGGCAGGACACUGUCCAGGAUCAGUUAUGUUCCUAUUUGAAGGGGGACAAGGAACAGUGCUGUACACUGGUGACUUCAGACUGGCCGCAGGUGAUGUAGCCAGAAUGGAGUUCCUGCACUCCGGGAACAGGGUCAAAGACAUACAGAGUGUUUAUCUGGACUCUACAUUCUUUGACCCAAGGUUCUAUCAGAUACCCAGUAGGGAGGCCUGUCUGAAUGGCAUUAAGGAGCUGGUCCAGGACUGGCUCAUCCAGAGUCCAUACCAUGUGGUGUGGCUCAACUGCAAGGCAGCCUAUGGGUACGAGUACCUCUUCACCAACCUGAGCGAGGAGUUUGGAUGUCGGGUCCAUGUGAACAGCCUAGACAUGUUCCAGAAAAUGCCGGAGCUCUUGAGUCACGUGACCACAGACCGAGCGACACAAAUCCAUGCAUGCAGGCAUCCGAGGGAUGAGGAGUUCUUCAGGACAAACAGGUUGCCGUGUGGCUGCACAGCCAAAGAUGGGAAGCCCCUCCGCAUCAUCAGCAUCAAGCCCUCCACCAUGUGGUUUGGAGAGAGGACCAGGAAGACCAGCGUCAUUGUCAGAAUGGGUAAAAGUUCGUACAGAGCUUGUUUCUCCUUCCACUCCUCCUACUCGGAGAUCAAAGACUUCCUGUCCUAUAUCUGCCCAGUGAACAUCUACCCAAACGUCAUCCCCAUGGGCCGUACCUUUGAGGAGGUUACAGAGAUACUUAAGCCACUGUGCCGGGAAUAUUCUGGAAGGGCAGAGAUUGUCUACAAGCUUGGUCUCCUGAAAAGGGCCAGAGAUGAGUCCACUUCAAGGGUUUCAGACAGUGACGAUGAGCUGUUUGAUGAGGUUGCCGUGGCGCCGCAGAGAAAGAAGCUUCUGACCAGCGAGAAGGUGGAGCCUCACUGCUGCGAGAUGCCAGCACCCCCUGUUGCCCUGAUGGACUUCCUGCCCGAGCCACGCCCCUCAGUCCACACAGCCAAUUACGCGGACUGCACAGAAUCUAACGACGACGACGAUGAUAAUGAAGAAGACGAUGCUAGUAAUGGUGAAAAGAUUGUCCAGACCCCUAAGCAGGAAGCUGCAGAGUGUCAGGCGUCCGGCGACACAGCCAUCGUUCCUUCCGCUUCCUCCAUCCCGCCUCAGUGGGACGCCUUCUUCAAGCCAGCGUCGCUCCCGACGGAUGAGAGCUCCGAGCCGGACAACAGCCAGAACAGCCUGGCCCGCUCCAGCGAGCGCACAUGCUCUCAGUCACCGGAGCUGUUCGACGAGAACGAGUGCGACUCGGACUCCUACCGCCUGUCGUCCUCGCAGUCCACCCACAUCUCCGACGACGGGGCGACGAACUACUCCGAGAUGGACACGGUCCUCAUACGCCCUAAGAUUAAGAGGGCGGAGUGCCAGGGCAGUAAUGAAGAAGGUAAGGCGGCAACCAAUGGAGAGUCAGGGGCCGAAGCGAAGUUACUUCCAGAGGUAAAGGAUGAUUUGAAUGACAGUCAGAAUAGCCAAUCAGAUGCAGGGAAGGACCCAGAGCAGAAACCUGAUUCGCAGGAGUCGUCUGACUUUGAGCUGCCGCCCACGCCCGGCUCCACGGCGCCCCGAGCGGAAGAACUGAGGGAGCUGUACCGGAAGCUGGCCGCAGGCGAGGAGCUUUUCCUCAGGAGAGGCAGCAAGGGCUCUGUCUGAGGCCCAGACCAGGCUGGAGGAGAACCUCCCACACAGUCUGGGCUUUUCUUGUUGUACUCAUACCCCCCCAACUAUCCCCACUCACAUGGAAUAUUAUGGUAUACACAUACUAACUACAGUUGUUGUCAUUGUUCAUAACUGAUGAAAUUUUCUGUUUCUAAUGAAACAUCAGGAGGUAUCCACAUGGCCCAGUCUGAGGGAUGUUUAACUGAGCUUUGGAGCUAUUCCUUAGAAAGGGCUCUGAAGCACAAACCAAGCCCUAGGAAGCCUUCCCCAAAGACUGUUUUUGGUACAUGUUCUCCCCUCCUUUUUACAGGGGGACAGUAUUACAAAACUGUAUUAGUGUUUUCAUUGUUCAUAAUUGAUGAAAUUUGCCAUCUUCUGAUGAGUACUUUGUUCAAAUGUAAUACGUUGGAUGGCCCAGCAAAUGGUGGUACUGUUCCAAGCACCUUUUACAUUCCUGCUCUUAAGAUUUGGGCUCAGUCCCAAACUAGGCCCUGGAAAACCUCCCACAUAGACAAGGUUAUUUUUGGUACCCUGAUAAAUUUGGAUAUUCUACAAACAUGCAGACUGGAUAGCUUGGGUAAACAUUUUUACUCAAAACUAAUGAAAUGUGUUGUUUCCUCUAAAUUACGUUAUAUACCUCUAAUUUAUACUAUUCAGUUCCAAUGAAGUAAGUGUCCUUUUUGACUGCUUUGUCAAGUAGUAAUACUUGAUAUUGGUGCCUGCUGUUUAGGGUCUUUUUCAUUCCUGUUCUCUUGCACUUUGACUAACCUGCUACCUCCUGAAGCUGCAGUCACCACAUUGCCUACCUGUCGUCUUUUUUUUUUAUACAUCUAGUGACAGUUGUUGAAAUGGCACUGAUGUUCUUUGCGUUUUGUUUCACUAUGUGCAAUAAAAUGCUCAA